AUGACCUUUAUUACAUGGCUGGUUUGCCUGUUGGUUCAUGCUGGCGACGUUCAUCCGAAUCCUGGUCCAUCAUCAACUCACUCUGUUAGCUCAACGUGCUCAUCUACUUCUACCAUAUCACAGUCAUUGUCAGAUCUUAUGUCGGGAACAUGUUGUCUCUCUGUGCUGCAUAACAAUGUACAAAGUCUCUUUAACAAGGUUGAUGUUCUUGAAGCCGAGUUCAGCUCUUUUGAUGUCCUUUCUUUUUCUGAAACAUGGCUCAGCUCUAGUGACUUAAGUGACGAUAUACGAUUUAGAGGUUUUCAUGCGCCAGAAAGAAAGGACAGAAAAGGAGAUAGUCAUGGCGGAGUUAUCGUUUAUGUUAAGAAUAGCCUACAUUAUAUUCGACGACCAGAUCUCGAACCAACAGACCUCGAGUGUAUUUGGGUUGAAGCUAGUGUAGUGUGCAGCAACGAUUAUGGAAUGGGAGUAACUAAAGUAUGGAAAAGAAAUAUUACCGGAAAAGGUGUUACAAUUGCUGUUAAUGAUGUUGGAAUAAAUACUGAUCUCAUCGAUUUGGAACCAAAUAUUAAUAAAAAGUUGUGUAAAAAUUUCUUGACCAACGACUCAGAUGUGACACCAGAGAGCUUUGAUAUACUAGAUAAGGCGCCAUUUUUUACAGACCAUGGUAAUAAAGUUGCUAGUGUAGUUGCUGCCGUGAAGAACAACUAUAGCUGUUGUCCUGGAAUCGCCUAUGAUGCCACUAUUGUCGCGCUUAAAAUCUUUGAAGUCGCACUCAUCGGCAACUGGUUACUGUCGAUAAGGCCUAAUCACUUUACAACGUCAGACAUAAUUUCUAAAGCACUAACUUACGAACUGGAUAAGAUUGACGUUUUUGUCAACGCUUGGACAUCAACAGAGCUAUUUGCUAAAUUCGACCUUGCUACUAGAAAUGCCAUUACACAUGGAGCAACGACGGGUCGUCGUGGUCUGGGUACGAUAUACGUUGUACCGGCUGCCUCUUGCGGAAAUGAGUUUUCAAACAAUAUUCAUACAAUUACCGUCAAUAGUAUUGGCAGAUAUGGAACAAAGCCUUUCGAUGUCUUACUUGAUGCAAGUGUUCUGGUAUCUGGUCUGAGAAAUGGCAACAACUUGACAGCAUCUACUGUAGUUACAGCUUCCCACGGGAACAAAUGUGUAACGAACUUCAAAGGUGUAUCUGUUGCUGUAUCUCAGGUUUCAGCAAUAAUAGCUUUGGGGUUACAGGCAAAUCCAGACCUAACACUCAGAGAUGUGCAACAUCUAUUGGUUCAGGCUUCAUACCAUGAAGGUCUUGUGGAAACCACAGCAUUUAGGAGUAAUGGGGCGUUUAGAUACUUUCACAACUUCUUCGGAUUUGGUCUUUUGAAUGCAGAUAGAUUUGUCCAACUGGCUUCAAACCAUACUUCUGUGCCAACAUUAGACUCCUUGAAUUUACAUGAGUACCAAAUGAGAACGUCUGGAUACCGAACACAGAUUUUCGAGUUCUGCUACAGUUGUGAUAUUUACAGUGAUGAAACAUGCUUAACGUCCAUCGAGCAUGUGACGACCUCAAUUAACUUCACAACAUCUGACAAUCGCUUGAAAAUAAAAAUAAUAUCACCUAGCAAAACGCAUUCAGUUUUAAUGGCUUUAACAAGCAACAAGAAAGAGAUGCCGCUGAGUAAGGAAGGGAAGCUUGUGUCAGUACAUUUUUGGGACGAGGUGCCUGUAGGGAAGUGGCAUAUAAGAGUGCAGAACAGACAUUCCUUAGAUCAAACGAAAGUGAUGAACAUCUCGUUGCAAAUACAUGGAACAAGGCGGGCUCUCAAAGUGUACUUGGCGGCAGACAUGUUGAAUGCAUGCUGUACCGAAGAUGAUGAGAAACUACCCGAAACACCUAAAACGACCAGUGCUGCACCUACUGCUGGACUAGAUAUUACUAUUGUGGUCAAUGCUGUACUUUUGGCAUAUAUUUGUGUGGUUGCUACAACGUUUGGCUUUCGGCAGUAACAAAAAAAAAAUAAAAAUAAAAAAAAAUAAAUAAAAAAAAAAGGAAAAAGAAAGAAAGAAGUUAUUCUUAUCUUGAAAUUGGAACAUUUCCGUAAAUGUUGCAUGUUAAUUUGCUUUUAAAGAUUCGAUUUUUUUUUUCGUCAAGAAUUUUUAACACGUGUUUAACUAAAUUUGUUUGACAGUCAAACUUAGCACUGAUAUAUAAUUUAGGAAACACCAGGUGUGUCAAGUACCGCACAACUUCAGACUCGUGACUUUUAUCAAUGAUAAGAUUUUUUAGAACAUUACUGAUCAAAGGUGUUUUAUUUUUUAUGGACUACGAUUUUAAUGUUUCAGGGUCAGAUAUGCCUAUCGGCAUACAGGAUAUACCAUUAGGAAUUUACAUAUAUAAAAAUAAAAAGACGGCAAAGCUAUUACUAGUAAAUGAACCAAACUUUUUACAACAUUCAAAUAAUGAAAUGUCAUCUGCAAGUAGUAGCAUAUACAUAAACCAGAUUCGAAAGUUAUGAAAAAUCCCUUUCGCCUUUAAGAGUAAGUAGCUAAAUAUAUCGCUUAAAAAUCAUCAGUUGUCUUGUCUUCUCUUGUCUUGUCCUGUCUUUGUAUCUGUCUUUGUCUUUUCUUGUCUUUGUCUUUGUUCCUGUCUGGCUUUGUCCCUGUCUUGUCCUGGCCUAUUUUGUCCUGUCCUGUCCAUUCCUGUCCUGUCCUCUGUAGAGAAACAUGAAAUCUCAAACGAUUAUUCUAUUUCACUGUAAGUAAGUAAUGCAUUCUAACAGGUCAUAAUCAUAUGAUGAAAAUCUAUCUUUGCAAUUUAUGAACAAAAAUGUUUUGAUAAAAUCGUUUUUAUCGUUUGGCCAUUUGAUUCAAUAAAUUUUGUCAA
Molecule: messenger RNA, 2887 nt
Organism: Mercenaria mercenaria
Lineage: Eukaryota; Metazoa; Mollusca; Bivalvia; Venerida; Veneridae
Product: proprotein convertase subtilisin/kexin type 6-like
Exons: 12
Coding region: 1-2010 (669 amino acids)
Biological process (GO): protein processing
Cellular component (GO): trans-Golgi network; Golgi membrane
Molecular function (GO): serine-type endopeptidase activity
Source: RefSeq, a predicted model, not a curated record